Messenger RNA from Saccostrea echinata, 1560 nucleotides. Its product is annotated as GTPase IMAP family member 4-like. NCBI's taxonomy places the organism in Eukaryota, Metazoa, Mollusca, Bivalvia, Ostreida, Ostreidae. The record is from RefSeq and is a predicted model, not a curated record. Bases 1 to 1467 code for a protein of 488 amino acids. The transcript is spliced from 4 exons. Gene Ontology annotation, molecular function: GTP binding.
AUGGCCUCAAAAUACUGGCUGUGCAAUGGCUGUACACACUCCAAUGAACAUAGCCGUAAGAAAUGUGUGCAGUGCGGGAGCAAGAAUGGUCCCAGAGGUGACAAUGACAUGUGGGCAUGUCCCCAAUGCACCUUUAGCAACGAAGGAUAUAAGUCAAAAUGUUCAGCAUGUGGAUCACACAAAGGUUCUGGUGGCGGGGGUCACAGCGCAAGAGGUCGAGGAGGGGGGCGAUCGAAAUACGGAAAAGUGACUGAUGAUGAGGUGCGCAUCGUCCUUUUAGGAAAAACCGGAACUGGAAAAAGCGCCACCGGAAAUACAAUCUUAAAUGGUGAUUUCUUUGAUUCCACAACGUCUGGCUCUUCUGUGACAUCGCGUUGCACCAGCAGACAUGCCGAAAGGUUUGGCAGGGAUAUUCAAGUAGUAGAUACACCAGGGAUAUUUGAUACCAAUAUCCCAAAUGAUAGAGUUCAGAGAGAAAUUGUCAAAUGUAUUGGAAUCACAGCCCCAGGUCCACACUGCUUUCUUCUUGUCCUCGGACUUUCCCGGUUUACACAGGAAGAAGAGGAAAGCGUUGAUCACUUUGUCAAUUACUUUGGAAAUAAAGUUUUUCGACAUUUCAUCAUUCUCUUCACCAGAAAAGAUGAUCUGGAUCACCACGGCUUGACAUUGGACGAUCACAUUCGAACUGUUCCUCAAAGUCUGAAAUCAAUCAUUCGGAAGUGUGACAAUCGCUGUAUUGCCUUUAACAACCGAGCUACAGGGCCCGAACGACAAGAUCAAGUAGAGGAUCUUCUAGAGAUGAUAGACGACAUUGUUCGGCAGAAUCAUGGAGAUUGUUACACAAACGACAUGUACUCUGAGGCUGAAAAGGUUAUGAAACAAAGACAAUACCAAAUAGAGAAGAAAAGGGAACGACAGCGUGAGCGAGAAAGAAAAGAAAUCGAACGUGAAAUAGAGCAGAAAUACAAACAUCAGAUAAGCGGUCACUCUAGAAACCAAAAUGCUCUAGAAAACCGAGUUGCAGAGCUGGAAUCUAAACGAGACUACUAUAUGAGUCGGUCAUCAGAUUUGAACAGGGAGAUCCAUGAACUCGAGGACGAGAUAGAAUACGAAAGAAGGCAACAUGGUUCUCCUAGCUCCCAUCUUUUAAAGAAACUCAGGAAUUUAGAAGACGAGCGUACUAGAUUGGGAUCUGGAAAAGAGAAGGAAAUGGAGAGGGAAAUAGAAGAUCUCAGAGUAGAGCUCAAGCGCAUGCACAAGCACUCCAAAAAGAUGGCAAAGGAGAAAGACAGAAUGUACCAAGAAAAGCUGGAAGAGCAUGACCGGAGGUUUAGAGAGAUGGAGAAUGCACGUCACGAGGUAAGGCAGGAAGUAGAAACUGGUUCCGGAAAUGUGGGAGAGGCUCUUCUUGGUGGUAUAAUGACCAUAGGAAAGCUAAUAUGGAAAGGAAUACAGAUGAUGAUUUAAUAUUUGUGCACUUUACUUUGACAGUUGCACUCAAAAUCUUUCCUGUUUUGUUUGUUUGUUUUUGGGAGGGGGAUUUGGUUUUGAGAAAUCGCA